UUUGUUGAUGCAUUCAAGAACUUUUUAAACUCAAAGCCACAAAAGGGUUUGAGCUUGCUAGCUAUAAAACGAAACAAUUCUAUGGAUUGUACUUGACCUGAUCUUGCCACAGUGUUUCUCAGUCCAUCAGUGAAAAGAUUGAAGAAGUGUUUGUGAGACUGCAUGUAGUUUGUGCCUGAAGGAAUAUUGCUGUUAUAUCCCAAACCACAGUUGAUAUAGGGCAAGUCUUUAAUGUAUGUUAGAUGCCUUAAAACUGAGAAGCUUAAUUAAAUUGAUUUGAUUUUUUACAAGCGACCUUUUUGUGUGAACUAGACAUAAUGUACAGAUAUUGUACAAGCAAAACAUCAUGCGUUCUAGAAAUCUGAAAUAAAAACGGAAAAGACUGAAGAAUAUCAGCAAGUAUGGCAGCAUCAAUGGAGAGACAGAGUCCAAUAUGACUCUUCUGGGAACUGAAGAGAGUGAAAGUGAUGGGUUUUAUACUGUAGAGAAAAGCUGGGUUGGGGUCAAGUGAAACAGAAGGGUCAGGGAAAGGUUAGAGGACAAGAAAGAUUUGAGAUCACAGGUACCAGAGAACAAAAAUUAAAGGGAAUAUUAAUUGUUUCAGGGAACAGAGACAGGUCUAGGUAGGUGUCCAUAGCGGAAUAUCAGUCAGCUCUUAAUAAAAACAAAACACUGGGCAGGGGAAGGGAGUUGAGCAAGGGAAACAGAAUGGAGGACAGAGUUCACGGUCUGAGUUUGUUGAACCCGCUAUUGAGCCUAGAGGCUAUAAAGCACCUUAAGAAUGAAUUUUGCGUUUCCCUUCAUUGCAAACUGUUAACUUUAGAAAACCUCUAUGGGACUUGUUAUUUGUCUUGAGAGUAUAAAUCAGCUCUCUCAGCUCAUCUGCUACAUACUGGUAAGUAAACAAAUAUUUUAAAUUAAUAUUUUGGUUUCCCCUCAUCCUACCAGAUGUAUUUUAUCAGUUUGCUUACUGAAGUUCUGUUCAAAAUGUUUCAUUUUAGGACACUGAUUAAAAUUUCAUACCUUCAUAGUUAAAGGCAACUGGAGUUCUCAGAGUCGAUUCCACAGUAAAAUAAACUGCUGCAUUCAAAAACCAUUCUGGCCUAGCUUGUGAAGCUGAUAAAACAGGAUAUGGGAUUUCGAGUGCACUCUCUGUGCACCAUCCUAAAACAGGAAGUGCUUCUGCAGGAGGAUAUGGAGCUGGUUGACCUUCUUGACCCUAGCAUCCUGCAAUCAACACAAGCCCAGCAGCACAAAAAUGGCUACCUGCCAUCCAAGUGGUUGUGGAGAAGUCCUAAUAUUUGGGAUGUUUCAGUAUUGGCUAUCCUUGCUGGUGCCUUGGUCAUGACCUCAAACCGCUGUGAUACUUUCCCUUGGGGAUUUUUAGGAAUGGGCCUGUGUGGCCUCAGUCUUUAUAUGGUUUUCAGGAGUGUCAGUUUAUGGAGAACAGCCAAACUUCAGCGAUCCAUGAGAAAAUGCUUCAAAAGUUUGGAAGAUAUAGUGAUGAACAGCCACAUUUUCACCAGUCUUGUGCGAAAAUCCAUUAGACAAAUUCAAGAGACAGAAGUCAUUUCAAGAGGAUUCACGUUAGUGACUGCUGUAUGUCCUGCCAGUUAUCUGGGGAACUCCUGGCAACAGCAAGGUCAGCAGCUAAUUGGCCUUCGGAAGGCAGUGUACAGAUCAGUGAGAUCCGCCUAUCGAGCUUCUCGAGUGGCUACCUGCCAGAUGCUGAAGUCCUACCCUCUGAACUCUGAAAUUGAUAAUGUGACCAAUUACCUCUCUGCAAUCCCAUAUAACGAGCUUGGCAUGGGACUCGAUCAGGAGCUGGUGUCUGACGUUGAGGCCCAGGAACUGACGGAUUGUUACAGUCUCAAGGCGUUAAAGAUACUGGUUCAGCUUUGGGUGGGUCAAAGCUCCGAGUUCUUCAGACGCCUGGCUUUCCUACUAUCUCCUGUCCAGGCUGCACCCAAGACGCAUGUUACUGCCGAGCACUUGGCACACCAUGUCGUUGCAGAAGUAACCCAGAAUAUACCUCACAUCCUUACAAAUUGUCUUGAAGAGUUGAAACGCAGCUAUGACUUCCACAGAUACUGGCAGGUACAGCACCAAUCUAAUUUAAAUGCAUCAAACAAGACCAAACAACAAUCAAAGGAGCUGAAGAAUCUUUAUGCUGUGGUUCGUAGCUUGCAACUCCACCUUAAAGCACUACUAAAUGAGGUUAUUUCUUUGGAGGAUUAUCUGGAAAAGUUUCACGAAUCCCAGGAACAGCAUAAACUGACGCAGGAAGUGUACCAUGAUCUGCAUCAGAAACUUAAAUCAAUUCAACCACAUAUGGGGGCGAGCAUAAAUUGUUGGGAUGAGACAAGUAAUCAGGUGGAUAAACUAGUGCACAAGUCUCUGGACCGUAAAGGCAGACCUAUGGCACAGGACAAACAAUUGCCUCCAAUCUGGAAACAGUCAGCAAAGCCUGUUGUACAGAUCGAAGAUCUGGAUCCAGUCCCUGAUGAACAGGAACUUGAGGCUUAUGUAGAAGAAUCUGAUUUGGAUGGAGAUUUCGGAGGGGGCUUGCUGAACUACUUGUCACAAGAGGAGCGAGAGAAGGAGAGGCGAGAGAGGGAGGAAUCCAGGAGAAUGCUUCAGGAGCUGAAAAGUGUGUUGGGGUUCAAGGCCUCUGAACUGGAGAGGCAGAAGUGGAAACAGUUACUUUUCAAUGAUCAUGCUGCAGUGAAAACGAUUUCAUCUGCGGGCCUAACGCAGCUGGAGGGAGUCCCACUGGAAUGUCAGGAGGCAGAUGCACAUGUACAAGGUCAUAAUGUUUGUGAUGACUGCUCCCAAGGGGUAGACACCAAUCAACUAGACAGCUUGACGGAUAGCAAAAAAUGUCGGAGAUCGACAGAUCCAGACUGCACUGAUGUACAUCUGGCUAGUAGGAAAGGCACUGAUCUGAGUGACAUUCUCCAAACACGUACCGUAAAUGGAUGCUUGGCUUGCUGCUCAGAGAAUACAGACAGUUCCAUGCAAGAGCAAGAAAAUUCACAGCCAGCUGCAUCUGAGCAGCUGCAGACAACUGUUCAACAGGGACUUGCUGAAAGACAUGGGCCAGUCGCCCUCCACGUUGCCUCAGCUCUGGCCGCGCAGGUCGCAGCUCGGUCUCACAGCUUUGCUCAUUUAUCAGAGCAGACGUUUGGAGAUGAUGAUGUGGAUGAGGAGCAGGGAGAUGAGGAUACAAAUACAGAUGUUGAAUGUGUAAAUUCUGGACCUUCAUAAAUACAGAGUGAAUGGACCACGCUAAGCUUUAUUAAAUACUGAAAAGCAGGUCAGAGCAGUGAUGCAGAAAGUACUCGGUGUAACAGAAUUAGUGAAUAAUUUUGUUUAGCAAAGUGCGUAUUUUGUACCUUGCUUUGUGAAAUCUCACUGUAAACAAAGGGAUAUAAUGAGAAUUCUCUAUGGUGAAUGAAAUGCUUGGAUGCUACCGAGCCUUGGAACAAUCUAUUCAGUAGCCAUUUGCAUUGAUUCCUCUGACUACAUUACUGUGUUCCUACCUUUUGUGAAGGAUUUGUUUGAUAGAUUAUAAGGAAAUGAGUUAGAAACCCUUUCAACCUAUGCAUGAACUUCUUAAGGAACAGGCACAAUACUCUGUGCAAUCCCACUGGUAUGGAAUGCACCUUACCCCUAUGCGUCUAGUCUCCGAUGAUGUACUAAGUGUAAAUUUUAGUGUAAAAAUAGCCAAGUAGCUGAGGCCCACACUGAUCCAAAGGUAAUGAAUUCACCUCCCACCACUGUUUGAAAGUUUGAAUUCAUUUUUAAAGUCCCUGAAGAUGCAUUGAAAUCUGAUUGCAAUAAAAGUGAUGAUGAAGCUGUUGAAUUACUGUGCCUGCUGAAGUAUCUUAGCAAGCCAGUCAGUUAUGUUUGUGAAUUUGGGGGCAGGCAAACAAUGCUGGUCUUCCUGGUGAACAAUUCAGAAUGAAUUGACGUGAUUAUGUUCCAACAACAAGAUUAUACCUGCAACCAGUAUGAGCUGGGAUUUUUUAAAAUUAACUUUUCAAACAUAAGUAGAAAGUGGUUUGACCUCCAGCAUCACCUGUCUGCAUCACUGAUUAAAGUCACAAAGUAUUUCAGCAACUUCCUUCAGCUGUUCACAAGUUACCAGCAAGCUGCAAAAAAUGAAGUAUCGUGCUCAUUAUUACUCAGUGUGGCUAUGUGUAAUUUCAGUCCCCACUCAUCACUGCCCAAAAAACUGAACAUCAUCAUUAUUGGGCAAACAUGAGCUAAUGCAGUUUUAUGGGCACUCAGUUGUUAUAGCCUCAGACCAGAGGGAAGGUGAUCUCAUUAUCUGUUCUUCUAAUAUUUUGAUAAAGCUCUGAAAACAUUAGACCCUUAUAACUGUACAGCCAUCCUCAAUUUGCGAGGUUCCAUAAACAUUGUUUCAUCACUGUCUGUGACUUUAACUGUCGUUAUUUUCAAAGAAUACAGUUAGAGCUAGCUCAUCCAUGGGCUUUCUUUUCUAUAUAAAUGGAUUUUUUUUUGCGGCCAUUGCUUGGCAUUGAAAGAACCACAAUGUUUUUAUUUAUUCUUUCUUUAGAUUUGCAUUUCUCAACAGGUCAAGUUUUUCCAACCAUUCUUUUGACAGACCAAGAACUCAGUAAUGAAUUAAUACAAAGAGAGCUUAUGUGUAGAUUGUUGUGGUUGUUGGAAGCCAUUCAUUUCAGCCUUGGGAUAUAUCUGCAGGAGUUUCUCAAGGUGGUAUCCUAGGUCCAAGCAUCUUCGGCUGUUUCAUCAAAGACCUAGCCUCCGUCGUAAGGUCAAAAGUGGACCAGUUCAUUGAUUGCACAAUGUUCAGUACCAUUUUCAGAAUUGUAGACGGUUUAGACAAUAGCAUAAACUUAUAAAGGGAAAUUGACAGACUAUGUGAAUAGGAAAAAUUGUGGCAGAUAGAGUUCAAUGCAAAUAAGUGUGAGGUAAUCCAUUUCAAACUGACAUGUGAUAGAUCAGGCUACUUUCUAGAUGGUGUGAAGUUAAAUGCAGUGGAUCUCCAAAGAGACAUGGGGGUUCAGGUGUAUAAGUUUUUUUUUAAUGUCAUGAACCGGUGCAGGAAACAAGCAAAAAAGUUAAUGGGAUUUUUGCCAUUUGGAAUAAUGUGAGCAGAUUUGGGCACCAUACUGUAGGAAGGAUAUACUGACCUUGGAGGGAGUACAAAAAUGAUAUCUGGAUUUAAGGGGAUAAGUUAUGAGGAGAAAUUAUAUAAAUUUGGUCUACUUUCUCUCCAAUUUAGAAGGUUAUGGGGUGAUCCCAUCAUAGUCCUCGACAUUAAACCGCAAAAGAGAGGCUAGAUAAAGAUAAACUAUUUCCACUUGUUGGGGAUUCUAGAACAAGGGAGCAUAGCCUGAGAAUUGAGGCGAGACGAUUCAGGAGAGAUGUUAGGAAGCAUGUCUAUACACAAAGGAUAGAAGUUUGGAACUUACUUCCACAAAUGGCAAUGGAUACUGGAUCAGUUGUUAAUUUUAAAACCAAGAUGGAUUGUAUUUUGUUAAGUGAAGCUGUAUGAAUUUAGGCUAUGCACCAGCUGUGAUUUCCUUGAAUGUUGGAACAGGCUUGAGGGGCUGAAUGACCUACUGUUGUACCUAUGGUCCUGUAUGGGCAGGCAACAAAUCCUGAAUUUGUCGCUGACACUCAGAACACUGGAAGAAAUGCAAAAAUUCUUUUUCUAAACUAAGUUUUAUAAAAUAUUUUGACUGGCUUUCCCACUUAGCAGAAGAAGAAAAGUGUAAGUUAUUUCAGAACAAGUGAGUUUGGUGUCCUAUAUGGAUUGUGCUACUUCUACUGUCUGCUGUGAAAUUAAAAAAAAGUGCAAGGGAUUUCAGGAUAUUCAUUCUUGCACUACCAUUUUUUUAGUCUAAUUUAUUAAGAAAUUUGCUCACAUAAUACAAUAGAAUCAACUUGCAAUAUAAAAUCAUACGCAGGAAUAUUUUUAGUGAGUAAAGUAAUUUUUGAUUGUAGGGCCAAUAUAUUUCUGUUUGUUCAGAAAAGACUGGGUACCAUUUGUAUCUAAUAUUUCUGUGGGUGUCAUUUUAAAAUUUACCUAUUCAGAGUAAAUCAGUUAAUGAUUUAAAUUGGCAUAUGUAGGAAUUUUACACAAAUCUGAUCACUAUUGUGUUAUAAAUAUUUCAUGAACACACUUCAGUCCUUAAGAGCUUGGAAGCACAUAGAUCCCAUUACAACUAACUGAAGUUGAAUGAUAGUGCUGUCAAAUU
Molecule: messenger RNA, 6251 nt
Organism: Stegostoma tigrinum
Lineage: Eukaryota; Metazoa; Chordata; Chondrichthyes; Orectolobiformes; Stegostomatidae
Gene: vezt
Product: vezatin, adherens junctions transmembrane protein
Exons: 10
Coding region: 1132-3267 (711 amino acids)
Biological process (GO): cell-cell adhesion
Cellular component (GO): plasma membrane
Molecular function (GO): myosin binding
Source: RefSeq, a predicted model, not a curated record